Messenger RNA from Paramecium tetraurelia, 1316 nucleotides. RefSeq lists its product as uncharacterized. Gene Ontology annotation, molecular function: phosphoprotein phosphatase activity. The transcript has 4 exons. Lineage: Eukaryota; Ciliophora; Oligohymenophorea; Peniculida; Parameciidae. The record is from RefSeq and is a predicted model, not a curated record.
AUGAAUUUCCUAAAUUAUUAUUAUAGUAAAUAAUUUUAUUAAGUGAAAUUACCUAUGUACGGGUACUAAAAUCCUUUUUAGAUGACAUAGAAUGGUUUUGCAGCAAACAAUUCUGAACACCUUCUACCACUACACCAACCUAUUUAUCGCCAAAAUUAAAAUUUUUGCAGAGGAUAGACAUAAGAGAAAAAAGCCCCCGAAUAACCUAUUAAGUAAAUGAGUCAACCUCAAUCUAAUUUAACUGAAACAAAACCAAACCCUUUAAUAAGAAUACAUGAAAAAUCAUAAGUCACCUAGCCUAAUAGUUUUGGGAAGAAAAAAAAUAGUAAUUAGUUAUAAAAAGUUGUUACAAGAUUGGAAAAAAAUAAUAAUAAUGAUGAUAUUGCUCCUAAUGGUAUAAACAAUAAGAUUUAUAAUAAUCAAAAUAUUAACUAGAAAAUAUAAUCUAAUAGAUAUUAUAUUGAUGAUCUGAUCACAGCAUUUUAGGAUGAAACAGUGAGUUUUUCUAAAUUAUUUCGAGACAAUUUCGUACAUGCCUUUAAUUUUAUACCUACAUUAAAAUCAGUGCAAUUUGUUUAAGCUGAAGACAAGGAAAAAUAAGAAAAAAAAGUAAAAAUGGAUCCCUACCCAGAACAUCUGAAAUGUACAAUAUACUAAUUGAUUUAUAUAGUCAAGAAGACAGUAAUUUUUGAUUUGGAUGAAACUUUGGUUCAUUGCAAUGAAGAUGAGAGUAUGCCAUCUUAAAUUGUAUUGCCUAUCACAUUCCCUACUGGAGAGAAAGUGAAUGCAGGGAUCAAUAUUAGGCCAUUUGCAGAGAAAAUGAUACAAUUAUUAAGUAAUGUUUGCGAAGUGAUGAUCUUUACAGCUUCUCAUGAAUGUUAUGCUAAUGAAGUUAUUAAUCAUUUGGAUCCCUAGACGAGAGUAAAAAGGAGAAUUUUCAGAGAUAGUUGUGUUACGGAUGAGAAUUCCAUCUACUAUAUUAAAAACUUAGAGGUAAUCGAUCGAGAUCUGAAGGAUGUUGUGAUAGUGGAUAACGCAUCAUAUAGUUUUUUUCAUCAUCUUGAGAAUGGGAUCCCCAUAGUAUCUUUUUAUGAUGAUAAGCAAGACAAUCAAUUAAUCAAAUUAUAUAGAUUUCUAAUAAAUAAGGUUUUGCCUUUAGAAGAUGUUCGACCUUUGCUUAAAGAGUAUUUCAAGUUAGAUUAAAUUGAUCAAUUCUAAACAAUAGUUGAAGCAGUGGAAAAGAUGUAUUGUAUUGAGUGAAGUUUAUUUGGAUACUAUUUGUUUAUUUUUAUGUUAGUGUCAUUUAUAAUUAAUAA